CAUGGGAUAUGAAAUAUCUGCUCCAACAUUUUCCUUGUUUGUAAACAAGGUGAAUAUGUUUAUUAUCAUAGGCGCAUGCAUGUGCAAUGAAUAGACUACUCAAAUGAUGAGUUGAAGAAGAAGACGAAGAAAAUGAAGAGCAGCGUCACCCCUCACAAUGCCAUGAAAUUGUUUUGGUGAUUCCUAUCAUUAAUUUCUAUUCAAAUAAAUAACCCGUAUAAACAGCCUGUUAUUUGCAUUUCUGCUCACCUUUCCCCCCAUCAUAAAUUCACCUCCAUGCACAAUAUUUUCCUUCUUCCCUUGUGACAUCAGAAGAAAACGCGGCAACUAUUUAAACCAAUUCAACCCGGGUCAGCUUUGUCCAGUUUUCAUACAUGAUGAGCAUCAUCACUGAAAUCGAGGGUGAUCUCUUUGAUGCGCCGGAGGGCACCGCUUUGAUUCAUGCAUGUAACUGCCAGGGGUCGUGGGGAAAAGGCAUCGCGAAGGUUUUUAGGGAGAAGUUUCCCGCCGCCUACCAAAUCUUCCGCGCCCACUGUCAACAAUAUCUCUCCCACCCGCAAACACAAACACAUACAGGCCCGCAGCUACGCGCUCUCAAGUUGCCAGAGGGCACGGCGCUGAUAAUCCCACCACAACCAGCGGACUAUCAGCCACUACCGCAGUCGCAGCCGCAGCCCCAGACAGGACCAGCAUCGCUAUCAAACCGUGGCCGGGGACAGGGACGCGGGCGUGGACGAGGUCGUGGCGGCAGGGGAGCCGGUGCGACAUUCUUAUCAAGGGUGGCGGGGAGGAAGCAUUGGAUCAUCUGCCUAUUCACAUCAUGGCAUUACGGCCCGCGGAACCGGAGCCCGCCUGAUGUCAUUCUUGAGAAUACGAGGUUGGCUAUGGCGGAUCUGAAGAGGCAGGUUGCUGCUGCUGCUGCUCCUUCUACUACUAUUACGACGACGUCGACUGCGGUUGCGGUUGGGGAUGAUGAAGUAGAGCAGCCGGGGGAGUUGUGGGGUUGUAGAUUUAAUGCGGGACUCUUUGGGGUGCCUUGGGAGCGGACGAGGGAGGUUUUGGAGGAGGCGGGAUUGGCAAUGACGAUUGUUAGGCCGCUGGGGGAGUCAGAAUGA
Molecule: messenger RNA, 1115 nt
Organism: Blastomyces dermatitidis ER-3
Lineage: Eukaryota; Fungi; Ascomycota; Eurotiomycetes; Onygenales; Ajellomycetaceae
Product: ADP-ribose 1''-phosphate phosphatase
Exons: 3
Coding region: 375-1115 (246 amino acids)
Biological process (GO): peptidyl-glutamate ADP-deribosylation
Source: RefSeq, a predicted model, not a curated record